AUGGAGCUCGCGAUGCAGGAACGAGAGCUCUCCCAACGGGAGAAGAUGCUGCGAGUGGCGGAGAAGGAGAUCAGCAAACGCGAGGCGAGGAUGACGCGUCGCGAAGACUGUCAUCAUCUGCAACUGCUGCUCGAGAAGUACGAGGCAAAGAGUACGGAGGCCGGCCGACUGAAACGGGCUUGUCUGGUGUCGCUGAGCUUCUGGGAUCCAUGUUUGACGUCACUCGUCUUCCUGCUCGCCGCCAUCGGCCUUCUCUCGCUGAGUUGGCGACUUGUGGGCGUCUGGCCCAAGGAGGACUUGCCAUCCAUGAUCAGAUUGUGAGAAUGAAAUGCGCUCCGUUGAUAAACUACAUUUUAUUUCAGUGGAAGGCCGUAUUCAAACUCUUCUCUCGACUCCUGA
Molecule: messenger RNA, 399 nt
Organism: Caenorhabditis auriculariae
Lineage: Eukaryota; Metazoa; Nematoda; Chromadorea; Rhabditida; Rhabditidae
Source: the annotation of a GenBank genome assembly